AUGGAGAUUCAUUCUGCUUCCGAGUUCAUUGCUGAAUCUGAAACGGUUUCUGUUUGUCUCAAAUGUGGCAACCAAGGCUUUGAAGAAACAUUGGUAUAUUGCUUCAAAUGUCAACAUUAUGCACUGCAUAGGUAUUGUUUAGAUGAGCCUGUGGUUUUUACAGAUGAUGUUAUUUGGUUUUGCGAGGAAUGUGAAGGAGAGGUAAUCGAUGUAGAUUUUUCUGAUAACGCGAUUGUAGAUUCAGAAAACGAUGAAGUUCGUUUCAGGGAGGAAUGUGAUCGAGAUAAUGCAGAUUUGGAGAAUGUUGAUGUUGAGGAUUGUGACGUAGAGGUAAUUGACGUAGAUAAUUCUGAUAACGAGGUGGCUGAUCCUGAUCCGCAUCAUAUUGCUGAUCCAAUAUGGAUGGGAAGUUUGCAGCUUAGCAACAAAAGCUUUGAAUUAAUGGCCUAUUUCUCCAGUCUAGCAUGCCCUGAAGUUCAUGAAUUGACAAGACAUCUUCCUAAUGUGUUUUAUGCUGACUUUCUUCAAAGAUCAGCUGUAUGGCCAAUUCGUUUCAGGAAAGUUGGAGCAAAAAAUGAAAACAUUGGCCUUUAUUUCUUUCGUGAGAAUGAAAGGGUUGAGAGAUUUUUUUACUAUCUAGUUUAUGAAAUGAUUUCCAAUGAUCAUGCCAUAAGAGCCGAUGUUGAAGAAGCUGAGCUUUUAAUUUUUUUCUUCUACAGUGCUUCCAAGUGA
Lathyrus sativus (Indian pea) is the source of this 732-nucleotide messenger RNA. Lineage: Eukaryota; Viridiplantae; Streptophyta; Magnoliopsida; Fabales; Fabaceae. The record is from the annotation of a GenBank genome assembly.